Molecule: messenger RNA, 528 nt
Organism: Lachancea nothofagi CBS 11611
Lineage: Eukaryota; Fungi; Ascomycota; Saccharomycetes; Saccharomycetales; Saccharomycetaceae
Source: the annotation of a GenBank genome assembly
AUGAGUGUAACCUAUCGACCACUUGAUAUAUCAAACGCAGAUGAAUUAAAGCACGUCCAGAGAUUGAUAGACGCUGACCUCAGUGAACCGUAUUCUGUGUAUGUGUACCGCUACUUCUUGAACCAGUGGCCCGAACUUUGCUACUUCGCAUUCAGUGAAGGUGAAAAGGAUCCGGUAGGAUGCGUAGUUUGUAAAUAUGACGAUCACAGAGGUGCUAGACUGCGAGGCUACAUAGGGAUGUUAGCAGUGGCACAAAAUUUCCGCAGACGUGGGAUAGCUAAACAAUUAGUGGCUGUGGCCAUUGAGAAAAUGCAAGAGAUUGGCUGUGACGAAGUAAUGUUAGAGACAGAAGUCGAAAACACGACAGCACUGAGCUUAUACGAAGGAUUUGGAUUUAUCAGACUAAAACGCAUGUUUCGGUAUUAUUUGAACCAAGGCGAUGCUUUCAAACUAAUACUGCCGCUAACAGAAAAGAGUUGCACCAGAACAACGUUCUUAUUACAGCCAGAAACAGCGUUUGUUGAGUGA